AUGCUUCUCUUCUCGCACUGCCCUCGCUAUCGUUCGGUCGCGUGUCUCUCGCGUACCUCUUUCCUUGUUCCCGGAGAAGCUGGUUCCUCUUCGGACUCCUCGUCCUGUGCUAAGAGCUCUGCACUGCGACAGCCGUCUUAUUCCAGCCGCACAGCCGCUUCUUCCUCUUCCUCUGGAUCGCGUACGUUGAUAACUUCCCUCUUCUCUCUCCAGACAGGCGAAAACACUGUCAGCGCACACUGGAACGCCUUCAUAGACACAACGUUGCACCUAGGCUGGUACUGGCUGCCGUCGGUCCCCUUCGAUGCACCUGAAACUGCUGUCUUUGACCCAGCGACGCGGCAGUGGACGCUCUGCUCGCCUCUGGUACAUGCCGACAGUGUGAUAUUGCUUGUGUGUGCUCGGGGGAAGAAGCCAUUGUCUGUGACGAAUCCGACAUGCGCCCUACCACCUGCCGGAGUCGGAGACCCCGAGAGCCGCGCGCCUGCUCCGGCUGCAGGGAGGGUCGGGAAAGGCGAGAAGCCAGACAGACCUGGCUCUCCGGUGCCGCUCGCGUGUCAGAGUCGGAGUUCCUCUCUGCUCUCUUCGGUCUCCAAAGAAAAAGCGAAUAACAUGGGAACUGGCGCCGGUGGCACCUCUGCACUCAAAAGUGCGGCUUCGACCGAUGCGCCUGAAUCCUCUGGGAGGGCGGGAGGCACGGUUGUAGGGAAAUCGAGUAAGGAGGAAAGCUGGCGGAGACCUGCGCCAGCCGAGAGGCGAGGAGAAAGAGUCAGUCGAAAAGGUAGCGCAGACGAAAACAGUCCCGAGGGAACAGUGUACGUGGGACAUUAUAGUCGCAGAAGACUUCUCGACAUGAGCAUGCUUUUCAAAAAGCUUUGCCGCCAGGUUCGCCAACGCGGACACGCUGGCGCACUGACGCACUCUCAGACGCUGCAGCUCUCGGGAUCGCAGGGGCGCCGCGACUUUGAGCGAUGGCAGGCAUGGGCAGUGGAGGACAACUUAGUUAGUUACCGAGUUAUCAGCAACACGUUCUACCGGUUUUUCCUGCUCCUGAAUGACGGUUUGAUUCCAAGGACUGUAUCUGGCGACGGUGCGGACUCCAGUAGCGCGUCGUAUCGAGCGAGACGGCGGGCCUGGAUCGAAUGCCCAACUGGAAAGGUCUUCACUGGAGCAAGCAGCCAUGUAGUUGGCAGCGGAGAAGUCGCCUUGGGAUCAAGUUCAUCUUUCCGUUCCUCCACUGUAUCUCGCCCUUUCUCAGGGCGGUCGCGGUCGUCCGGUCGAACAUCUGCACAGGCCUCUUCGUUUGGUGCAGGUUCGGUGCAUUCGUUUUCGUCGUCCAUGCUCCUUGGCAGUCGAAGAGGCGUUUGGGGAACAGACGAAGUGGGCGUCGGACAGAGUCGCGGUGGAGCCCUGGAGUUUCUUCAGGAUCUCGACCAUGGAGACUUUGUCCGCGCCCACGCCACCAGACGGUCCCAGGCGACAAAGGCUGUCCACCAACUAUGGAGCGACUUGCGUGUCCUCACCCAGGAGCAAGUUGCCGCCACACAGGCUCAAGGCAAUGCCACUGAACACGGCAAGACAACCAAAAGCAACAAACGAGUGAAUUCGGCAUCCCCGCUAGCAGCGAGCCAAAGAGUUAACUCAGGGACAAGCACAGAAGCAGGCACAGCUGCAGACCAAAGAGCUCACGGAAGCCUGAUUGAAGGGGUCAGCGACGACGUUCUCUACGGCGUGCUCUUAGCUUGUGCAGAUUUGGCAAAUCCUGUCCACGUUGCCAGCACAAGGGGGAAAGAAGCAAUUAAUCGAUUCUUAGUCAGCGCUUUGGCGCCAUGUGCUGUCACAAGUGUCGGUGGUAGUGACUCGUGAUGAGCGAUGAAUCCGCGGGACCAUCGAACAACGGCUGCGGAGCGCCAGCAUCAAAGGCGUGGUUUCCUCAGGUGGCGUAGAACACAUGGGAUAUUAGUGUCCGUUUCGGUUCUCUAUUCGCUAAUGGGCAGAAUCUUGGUCCUACAUCGGUGACCACAUGCCUUUCUCAGGGUUUUCUUGUUCAGGGAUACAGCCUUCUGGAGAUGCGCUAUGGGGAAUCGUCGAAAAAGUUGUAACGAAUGAAAGCAUAUUCUUUGCUUGUCUCGCACCGCAGUGGAAGAGACACGUACCCUGCGAUCCUAUAUCGUCAAACAACCGCUUCUCGAAACGUCAAUUAAAAUUAGAGCGCUUGUGGCCUGAGUAACUGACUGUUUUUGAUGUUGACAGGUCUUUGCAUGCAGCACAUUAGACACGGUCUGUUCCCUUGUUCUCUUGCCAUUGCUCUCCCGGAUCAACUCUGGACGCUUGCUUAAGUCAGACAGGCAGUGACGCUACACUGAAGAAGACACAUCUCCUACGCAGAGACACUAAAGUGAGAUGUUUCAGGCCCUGAACAGAGUCGCUUAGAGAAACUAGAUUGAGCGAGAUAGAGUGUAAGGAGACCGCUCUGGCUGUGUCGAUGUCUGGACCAUUCCAAACCGAUGACCUGCUUUGCCUUUCUCGUAGUUAUUUCCCCUAUGACAUUCUUAGAAACGAGUGUCUUCGUGGUCAAAGACACCGCGUGGUAGCACGAAGUCUCUGGCAGACAGAGACACUCUUGUUCUUGUUGGAUGACUGCACUUUCUGUACGUAGUGUAAACGUUGCAACCGAGUUCGUAUUCCUCACAGUGUUCUACUUAGGUGUUGUGGUACUCUUAUGCUUUCGAGUGGCUGCUUUUCUUCAACUGCCCCCCUCGCUUUGUCUGGUCCUUCGACACUAGCAAGCGACUGUUGGACUGGGUGGAGCUCCACUUUCACCUUCGUUUUCCAGCGGAAAUGCGGCUGACAACGAUUUUCUCGACCCCAUAGUAACUCCUGCUUUCUAGAGACGAAUAGCUGAUCAGUCUUAGAGAAUGUUUUUUUUCAAUGCGUGU
Molecule: messenger RNA, 2939 nt
Organism: Toxoplasma gondii ME49
Lineage: Eukaryota; Apicomplexa; Conoidasida; Eucoccidiorida; Sarcocystidae
Exons: 3
Coding region: 1-1866 (621 amino acids)
Source: RefSeq, a predicted model, not a curated record